This is a messenger RNA of Ceratotherium simum simum (southern white rhinoceros), 486 nucleotides long. NCBI's taxonomy places the organism in Eukaryota, Metazoa, Chordata, Mammalia, Perissodactyla, Rhinocerotidae. The record is from RefSeq and is a predicted model, not a curated record.
GCCGGCUGCCUUGCGUACUGCGCGCGUCGCGCUCGGAGGGUCUGGGAGGUGCCAUCAUGUCGACGGCCAUGAACUUCGGGUCCAAGAGCUUCCAGCCGCGGCCCCCGGACAAGGGCAGCUUCCCGCUGGAUCACUUCGGCGAAUGUAAAAGCUUUAAAGAGAAAUUCAUGAAGUGUCUCCGCGACAACAAUUUUGAAAACGCUCUGUGCAGAAAUGAAUCCAAAGAAUAUCUAGAAUGUAGAAUGGAGAGGCAGCUGAUGGCACAAGAACCACUGGAGAAACUGGGAUUUGGAGAUCUGAUAGAUGGGAAAUCAGAGACAAAAACUCAAGUUUGACGGGAAGAAGGCCACCGGGCUGUGUCAGGGGUCAUCCGGGAUGGAGUGUGCUGCACGAACCUGUCACCCUGAUGGUUUACUUCUUGGGUAGUGUGAGUUAGAAAGGGGCUUUCAGAAUGUCCUCAAAAUAGUCGCACAAAAUCAAAAUAGA